AGUUUGGAGGAGGAGCGUUCAUAUCAGUCCCAGCACAGACAGUACCUACUCUAGUGUCAGAGACGGAGGGAGAGAGGAAGGAAAUCUUCUCAGUGUAGACAAAAGCGCAGUUCUGGCUGGAGUUUGUUUACCACCUCUGCUGCAGUUUCCUCUCGGACGAGGCGGAUUAUUCACGCGUUCCUCGCGCGGGGAGUUCAGCAAAAACAUUGGGAUUUAUUUCACUUUUGGCUUUUGCUUUCAUACGUUAAUGAGUUGCCCACUUUGGACUUGUGGAUCAUAUUUGGACUAGCACUGAUAUUAUUUAGACAUAUUUAUAUUAACAGCCAACUUGUCAUCGUGUUAUUUUCGGAGCCAGCGGUGAUGUCCCGCCACUGACAUGCACCAUCCGUCCAGACCACCAAACCACUCCGAUGGCACGACAACAGUAACACCAACACAGGGGAGCGGAGGAGAUCCACAACCCGUCGGUGCCGCUGGAGCCUGUGCGCAAACCUCCCGUUCAAACGACGGCGGCGAGCGCAGCUUUGGCCAACCUGAUUCCACCGCCGGAGGAGGGGAGCCGGACUCGCCGUCCUGGUGCAGACCCAAAGCCAUCGACAGCCUAUCCGUGUUUCAGGCGAGGUCUAUAUUCUUCCACUCUCGCCGCGCCUCCAGUGGAUAUUUCUCGUUCGACGGAGACUCGCUGCCGAGCUCCCCGCUCUCUCCGAGGCCGGGGACUGCUGACAAAGCUACGCAGACUCCGAGUCCCGCCGGCCAGGUGAUGAAACACGCCCUACAGCGCAUGGAGGCGCACGGCGGAGGACCGGGGACGCACCAGCAACACGGACAAUCUGUCGGCCCCUCUAGCACGCGGCAACGGAACAGGGACAUGCAGGCGGAGGAAAUCGGACGAGAGCUCCGACACAUUGGGGAUGACUUCAAUAGACUGCUUCUCAGGGGGAUGGCAGACAGACAUAGACGGGUUGUGAUCAAUCCAAACCCGCUGCCGCACAUCCACCAGGAGCCCACCGUGCUGCUGUGCGUGGGCCUCCUGCUUCUAAUGAUCGGACGGAUGAUCUACUUGCAAGGCAGUACGAACAGCCAGAACCACUCUCAGGUUUAGCCUUUGGAAAACCCAGCAGACGUAGCAUCGUUAUUAUUUUUUUCCUGAAAUAAUGUAUCUAUGUUGGAUCCUUUUUGUUUUUUGGGACCUAAUUUUUGUCCUCCUUUCUCUCCUUUCCCCGUUGAGAAAGGACACUUUGGACUCUGUUCAUGUUCAUUUUGAUGGAUUGGUAACCCCUUUAAGGAACUCUAAAAUGCCUGGAUGUUUGUUUUUUCACCUCUGUUUGUCCUUCACAGUCUCUGAGCCUUUGCGUUGCUACCAAAGAGCCGGGAUUUUGCACUCCUUUCCAGCGCAGGGGCCGUCGUUUCACCUAAAUUUGCCUCUGUGCAAAAUUACGCCUGUGGAACUUCAAAUGUGCCUUGUACAGUUUCCUGUUUACUCGUUUAGUUUUUUAGCUUUUAGCUUGUAAUUGAACAGAGAUUAUGAAUUCCUCGGGUGAUCAACUCCACAGACCCAGGGUUGUAAAAGUACGUGGGUCCAAUCUGCAAAACUUUCCCCCAUCUUUCCCCUCUGAUGGUUUCAGGCAAGGAAAAAUGAUCUUGCACUCCUGUAACAUCCGGAUCCAGCAUGCAACAGACUCUGGGCCAAAGUAACCACUUUUAUCCAGCUUUUUUAUCGAAACUACUUUGCCAUGUAACACUUUGUUACCAUGAAUUACAUGUCUGCUUAUGUCUACAUUGUCAGUUAAUAAGAGUUGACUGUAUGGCAGGAUUUACAGCCACAGAAAUGACUUUGUGUCCAGAUAUUCUGAGUACUAAUUGAAACAGGUAUUGACUGAUUCAUCAUCAGAUUUCAUGACAGUUCUGUAUUUUGCAGACCCCAUUUGGGCAGGAUUCAUUUUCCAGGGAGAGGUGAGGUGGUAAUAGAAUAUUUGCCGUGGUCCUCAGUAACAAAACUUCUUGUUCUGGGUGGCAAGUUACAGCAUUUGGACUUUAAAAGAUGGGAACAUUCGAGGGGAAAUUUAGAGAAAGCAGAUAUUUGCAAGCAAGUGUUUGGGACUGUAAAUAAUUUUCAAGGAGGGGAGAAAACGUGCACUCUGGACUGAUCAGCACACACACAAUUUGCCCAACUUUCCUGACAGAAAUGAAUCCUGUCCUGCACUUGUCUGCAUCAGUGAUAAAGUGUCCAUUUUGUUUUAUGUGUCAUAAUUCAAAACCCUGUGUCAAGGUUUAGCAGCCGUCCUGCUACCACUUGGUUUAUAUGUAAUCAGGUAAUCUGUAAUCAGGAUUAUUUUCCCUUCAAAGGUACUUUUAGUAGAUGCACCAAUCCUGCAACUUUUUAAAAACGUAAGAACACAUUUCUUUGAAUUUCAGGAAGUUAAGUUUCCACAAAUUAUUAGCAGCCUUUCCCUGUGUAAAAAAACCUGUGUGUUUCUGUAACCACUAGAUCCAGAUCUAAUGGUGAUUUAACAUUAUAUUUCCAACAAUUUCAGAAUCAUUUUUAUCACAAAAUACAGUCUUUUAAAAAAAGCAUUAAGGGGCACCAUUUCCCUCUUUGCUCUGGUUGUUUUCAGCAUUAACACAAACAAUUUGCACGUUAGUAAUCAAAUGCAGGAGCAGAAUGCUUCACUUGUUAUACAGUAAUAAGUUUUAAGUACCUGUUACUGAGCUGCCCAGUUGGUGGAUUGAAAUACAGAAGAGCAAGAUGAUGAACAAAUCAAUCAUGAGAUAAUGUCAAUCAUAUAAACCUUUAAACAGUGUCAUUUCCUGCUUUCUAGUUUACUCAUUUUCUACAUUUUACAUUUACAAACCUUUAUUUAACCUUGUUUUAAUAUUCAAAGCCUUUUCCUAAGUUUCCUAAGUGAUCAAACAGCACUGUCUUUCACCGUUCUUUGUUUCAGCCUCUGGAUUUAACAUUAGCAGCCGGACUGAAUGUAUCUGGCAAGUAUUGGUUUGUUGACAAGGUCACGUUAUCCGUUUAUUAGCCCAGUGAUUCAGACCUGGCCAAGUCUCCUCAUGCCUGCCAGGUCAUUAAACACUCUCAGAGAGAGAUUUCUGGACGACAACCAAACAUUGAAUCAUGCAGAGUCAAAGAGGGUUUUGUCACUGACUGUUAAGCCAACAGUACCAUAUCAAAUAGCCGCGAUACAGACUUCCGAUUAAGUACAUUUAUUCUUAUCUUUAGGCUUAUUAACAUACCGGUCUCAUUGUCAUGUGAUGAACCACCAAAAGUAGGCCAUUGUUUUUGUAUCUUUUAGGUUUUGGGUUAGUAAAAUGCAUGUAACCACUCACAGCUCAUUUAAACAGAACCAGAAUAAUAAUAAACAGCGGAUUAGCUUGUGAAAGUGUGAAAACCUUUUAUGCAAAAACUAUGAAAUGCCUGUUCCUUUGUAUGCAGAAAUAUCAAAGUUAGGUAUUUGAAUAUACAGUUGUGAAGAAGAAUUGUGCAAGAAAGUAUUGGGGCGAAGCACCUUAUCAGACCAUGAAACAUGUUUAGCAUGUCUCCUCUAUAAAAUGUCAGGGAGGCAGUGGAGGUUGGGAAGAUAAUCAGAUUUUCAUUUGCCAAACCAACCAGUUAAUUCUCAUCAUUGAAGCCUUUUUUUCUUUCAAAACCAAAACAUCCUGUUUGAGAACACUUUCGACAAAGCAUACGCUUCACCUUUGUGAGGCUUUUCCAAGUUUGUUUUCUACUUUUUUUUUUUUUAAUUUUAAAUGUGAUGUUUGUCACAUAAACAGCACAUUCCACAGUCCAUUAGGAGUUUUCCAAAUUUAGCAUUAUUUAGCAAAUUUAGCAUGAAUUUAGCAUUUUCCAAUCAUGACAUGAAGGAUAUGUCGGUAUUAUUCGGGGUAUAAUAGCAAUAUUUUGGUAUAUAUAUUCAAGGCAUUCAGAAUAUGCGUCUCAACUGGAGUUUUUACCGUAAUUUGCAACACGUGGCCCCUUGUCUGUUUACGCUCAACUCUGUGUGUUGUCAUGGAUACAGGCUGUGUUCGCACGGUCCGACAUGUGGCCACAGUGGAAAACAUUGAUGCAAGAAGCAAAAGACAAGCCACUUCAGCCACGCCACUUCUCUUUAUUUUGACAUGAUAUACGUCAUGUUAGAGCACAUCAAUUGGAGCAUGCAGGGCUGCGUGUAAACAGAAGUAUUAGUGGAAUAUCCGUUUUCAUCAGACAUGUAAGCAACUUAGUAGGAAUAUUGUCUUUUUGGGAAUAAGGGCAAAGAACAGAUUAUUUUUAUUAUUAUUUUUUAUUUUGUAGUCAUUGUUGCCCCUUGUGCCAGUUAUUACAACUGUGGUUUUCACUGACCGUCAUUACAGUGGUUACUUUCUGCUCUCCGGCCUCAGGGGGCAGUAAUGACCUUGUUACGCUUGGUGCACCAGAACGAGGCAAAGAAGACAUCGCCACACAAAAGUGAGAUUUAUAAUUAUUUGGACAUUUUUUCAAACUGCAUUUUUUAGGUUUUACAAGAGAACAGAACUUGAGUCCAAACUGGUUGGUUUGUCGAUUGUACAUCUAGUUAACUUCCCACCUCUGUUAAAGAGCAGUGCACAGCCGCAUCCCUGAGCUUUUCUAUGGAGUCAUCAUGGACUGUUGCCCAAACGGCAACCCCAACUUGGUCUGGGUUUGCCAUGUUGCAAGUGCAGUGUGAAUGUUGAGCAAACAAAUUUGUGCAAAACCAUUGUUUUCUGGGUUGUUUUAGAUGGUACAAAUGAAAUGUCACCAUACCGUAUGUUGUUUUGAUCGAUCAUCAGCUGCAGUGAGUGUUUUCUUCAGCUUGACUGGAAUAAAAAUGGAAAUGUAA
Epinephelus lanceolatus (giant grouper) is the source of this 4841-nucleotide messenger RNA. It is a transcript of the gene bcl2l11, whose product is annotated as BCL2 like 11. The record is from RefSeq and is a predicted model, not a curated record. NCBI's taxonomy places the organism in Eukaryota, Metazoa, Chordata, Actinopteri, Perciformes, Serranidae.